AAUGGGAGGAUUUUUCUUGACUGUGGGCAUGAAAUGAAAGUCCGACAUCGCCACAUGUCCGCCAUAUCUACUACAUCUUCUUUCUAAUAGUGACGUUCAUAUUAUUUUGUGUUAUUUAGCACUGUUGUGUAGAUAUUUGUUGUUUAAUUUAAUUAUUAUUUAGUUUAUAAAAUAGGCGGUGAGUUACAUGUUUGCCCUGCUCGGCGGAAAACACCAUGGAAUCCCCGAGAAAACUAAAUGAUUGCUACUUUUACUACUAUUCUACAUGCAUCAAGGGGGACAACUGUGUAUUCCGGCAUGAGCCAUCGGCCCUGGGUUGCGAGACCAUGUGCACCGCAUGGCAGCAGGGAAAAUGCUUAGACAAAAGGUGCAAACUCCGCCACAUGGAACUUAGGAAAAACCGCAAGCAAAUACCAUGCUACUGGGAGAACCAGCCGGGCGGCUGCCGCAAGAAGCACUGCCCCUUCAUGCACAAGAACCCCGACGCCCGCACCGACGGCAUCGCGCCCAGUCAGCCCGCGCCCCCCGUCUCCCAGCAAUCAACGGCCGCGGCUCCAGCGCCGGCGCCGGUGCCGGCGGUAUCUGAGAGCGCGGCCCUAGUGUCCGCAGUGUCAGCAGUGUCGGCGGUGUCGGCGCAGCCGCCCGUGCCACUGUUGUGGCCGCAGCAACAGAGACAAGUGGUGGUAGACUCAGCCAUCCUGGGCGUGCUGCCGGGCAGUGAGCUGCUGCCGCGCCGCCUGCUGCCGCACGAGCCGCUGCCGCCCGCGCCCUACCCGCUGCCCGUGGACCCGCUCGUCGUCAACUUCGAGGAAGAGUCUGACAAUGAGAGCGCUCUGUCGUCGACGCCGACCAAAACGGUGUCGCCCGAGGAGGCGCAGGGCUGCUGCAAGUCGCAGGAGCUGCUGCUGCUGGAGCGCAUCCAGGCCGAGGCGGCCGCCUUCUACCGCUACGAUGCGGCGCCUGCAGACAGCGACCGCAAGCCGCGCCCCGGCCUCAAGUACGAGCGGCUGUCGCUCGACGAGCUCGCCGGCAAACAGGCGGCCGAGCGCCGCUCCUCGCUCGACUUCAAGGUCCUCUCCCUUGAAGAAAUCAGGGCUCGAAAGAAAUCCGACACCAUCAUACACACCACUCCCAUCACGCUCAACUUGAGUAGCAGAAAGCGAAAAUUGUCCACCCAAGAAACUAUCACCACCUCCGGCAAUAAAAUAAUCAAAGUUGUUAGAAGUAAUUCGAUAGUUUAUAAGAAACUUGAUCAAAAUGCCCCCGCGGCGUCUAGUCAGCCCAGAGCGGAUCAGAAACAAAGUGAAGAAACCGUCAGUAGGAAGAGGACUCUGUCAGAAUUGAGCAUAGACAUUUAUGAUAUACAAGAUGACGAGCUCGAUGAUAGCUGCCACGAAUUCAAGAAAAUUAAAGUGGCGGAACAAACGCAGAAACCUAGGCUCAUUAGAAAUAGGUCGAAGUCUAACAAAGAGAGUAGCGACAACGAGUCCAAAUGUUAUGAGGCUGACAGCACUAGAACCGAUGAUUCUGACUCAGAAGUACAACUAGUUAGUAUAGAAAUCAACGAUAAACAAAUAGAUGUAAGUAGUGAAAUUAUAGAUGUAGAAACUACAAAGUUAGGCGAGCCUAUAGAUAUAGUGGACCUGAGCGACGACGAUGUAGAGGAAAGUGACGUGACUGUGUCAGACUUCAGCAGUGAUUUAGUAAAGAAUGUGCCCGAUGUUGUGGCCAGCUGUCGAAGGAAUGUUAAAGAGAGUACAGAUAAUGUGAUUUGUGAUAUAGAUGCACUUCUAGAUGAAGACUUAUGAUUUAAUAUUAGUGUAGGGUAGUUUAGUGUAGGAUAAAACAAGAUAAUGCGUACAAAGUACUAACAGUUGAUGUCCACAUAAGUCGACAUUACUUAUCUGUGAAACUAAGUAUGGAAGCCACAUUUGGUUCAGACUUGGUUUACUUUUAUAAAUUUGACUUUAAAGUAGGUUUAUAGUCUUUUUUGAUUCUCCUCCACAUGUGGAUGGGAAUUGAAGUCUGAUACAAAAGGAACAAGUUCUUACAUAUUUAUUUUAUUUACUUAUUAAAUAAAAUAUUAAACACAUCAGACAACAAAAUAAUCUUAGAAAAUUGCCAUAAAUCCAGGCCAGGAUCGAAAGAAAUUGCUCAAGUAUAAACUAUGUAGUGAAUAAGUAAAUGCAUUUUUAAAAUGAUUUCUUUUUUUAUUAUAUUCUGGUUCAAAUUUAUGAUCUUUCUCAUACGGAUUGUUCAAGCAAUUUAUGUUGUGUAAUCGGCCUGUAGUUUAUAGCUGUAGAAAGGAAUUAUUUACAUAUGCUAGAAUAGCAUAUCAAGUUUCUUUAAUUCUCAUUGUCUUCGAAAUCCAUGGUGGGGAUGGUAGGUCAUCUUGUGUGUGACAGUCUGUGUGGUGUGACAGUGAGUCGGCUCCUCAUUACAGUUUGUCGUUUUAAAUUCUUUGACAGAAGAGUGCGAGCUAGGUACAUAAAAGAUUAGAAAUGCAUGCGAAUUACGUACUGCAUGUACAUUUUUUAUAUUUCUGUGUUAAUAGUUUUAGCACAAUUAGUUAAAGAUGUAGCAUAGGGAUGGAAAAGCUUUAACUUUAGUUUAUAGUGCUGUAAUUUUGUUGAUGAGAAGAAUAAAUGAUAUAAAAUCGUUUGGGUGCAAUUUUGUUAACGUACGUUCGAAGAUUUUAAUGAAACUCGUUCAGAAUUAGAAUAGGAUAGUACAUUCAUCAGCAUAUUAACAUACCAAAUUUAAUGCAAAUUCGCAUCUAUUGCCGCCAAAUAGAUGUGAAUUUGCGUAACUCGACGUGCGGCUGACUGUAAGUGUACAAAAUGUUGAGAUUUCUAAUAAAACAAGUUUGUUGAUCCAAAAAAUUAUUUAUAUAAUGUUGUAUUUAAAAUGUUUUAUCGACAUCACACAGUUAUUCACAAUCCAUUAGAGUCUAUAAUUGUACAGUUAUAACUAAGAAUAAUAAAUUCGAAAGUAAUGUCUCAUUGGAGAUCUCUAAAUGAUGAGUUUCAUACCUACAGUGUAUGUGUGUGAGUACAGUCAACUACAAAGAUGAUCUUUGUACAGAAAAAUCGCAAACAGAAUGUAUUUGUUUAGCGACUUUUAUCAUCGACUGUACAAUUGAAAAGAAAACUGUCUACAGCCUCAAUUAAUUAUAACAAUACAUUGAAAAAGAUUCACAUUACUGAUAUCUUGUACACCAAAGGAAUUAUUUACAGUCUUAUAGCUAACAAGCCCUGUUUUAUGAAAAUAAAUACAGUACAUCUAA
Messenger RNA from Plodia interpunctella (Indianmeal moth), 3286 nucleotides. Its product is annotated as zinc finger CCCH domain-containing protein 11C-like. The transcript has 7 exons. Gene Ontology annotation, molecular function: metal ion binding. NCBI's taxonomy places the organism in Eukaryota, Metazoa, Arthropoda, Insecta, Lepidoptera, Pyralidae. The record is from RefSeq and is a predicted model, not a curated record. Bases 216 to 1808 code for a protein of 530 amino acids.